Molecule: messenger RNA, 1698 nt
Organism: Fusarium tjaetaba
Lineage: Eukaryota; Fungi; Ascomycota; Sordariomycetes; Hypocreales; Nectriaceae
Exons: 1
Coding region: 1-1698 (565 amino acids)
Source: RefSeq, a predicted model, not a curated record
AUGUCUGGGCUUGAAAUAGCAGGCCUUAUUCUGGGGGCAAUGCCAGUUGCCAUUGAGGCACUCAAGUCAGGGAGCCAAGGAAUAGCGAUACUCCGACGAAGCCGCAGGUACGAGAAUGAACUGGAGAGGCUGGUUAAUAAGCUCGAGAAUGAACGCGUGAGGCUUCAAGACGUGUCUGAGAAAGUUCUUAUAGAUCUUGUGCCUCACUCGCGAAUAGAGGAGCUGAUCCAAAAUCCUGAUGGCAUGUUCAACGAUGACCCCGAACUUAGAGCCAAACUUCGAAGGCGAUUGUGGAAAGGUUUUGAUCUCUUCGAUCAGACCUUGAAAGAUAUCAAUGUCACCAUGAACGAGGCCAUAAACCGUAUUAGUGUCCAGAUCCAAGAUGAGUCCAACAUCAGAAGAUCACUUCGACACUCGUUCCUUGACGACUUAUUAUCUCGGAUCAAUGAAGGGGUUUCGAUUCUCGAGCAGCUCGUGGACAGGAGCAUACAACUCGAGCCGGAUAGGAACAGCCGUUUCCAGGGCAAAUUCCUAUGUUUCGUACGCAAUUUAGCAUGCCAGCUCUCUUGUGCGUUACAAGCCAGCUUUCAUUGCACUUGCGGACACCAAAUCUGUUUACAGCUCGAGAGACGAUCCCCAGACAUGGUCCCUGGCGAUACAGGAGAUGAUGCUGUCAAAUACAUCGGGUUUCACCUUGCUCUCUCGUAUAAAGGGCCUUCUACAAAGCCUGGCAUUAUCUCGGGUCGGGUUACGAUGUGGUCAGAGGUGUUUGCCAAACCGAGCCCGCUAUCUCCUCCAGAAGCCUUGGCUAUUACUAUUCAGCCAAAGCUAAAAGAUCACCUGAAGGCUUCUAAGGGAAACAACAGUCCAAUCUACAGCCAAUACCUUGCUUCACCCAUGAAUGGCUCGGCCAAGCUCCAGGCCGACUCUGUCGAGCUUAAGUCAGUGGUCAACCACCCGCAACGUUCUACUAGAACCGUGGAUCUAUGUCAGAGUAUCACACGGCCCAUUGAACCUGGCACCAAGACAUCAUAUGGUAUGAUCUUCGAUGCAUCAACCCCAGAAACGUAUACAUACCAUGUAUCCUCAGUCAUCCUCAGCAAAUACCGAACACAGUGUGGUAGGACUGUAACAUCCUUGAAGGAAGUUAUCGGCCAGAACCGGCGAUACAUGAUUCUCUCAGAACAAGACAGACUCAAACUAGCCGCGGUUAUAUCUUCGAAUCUUCUUCAACUUCAUGGAAGUCCAUGGAUGCCGAAAGUCAUCCGCAGCCAAGAUAUCUACUUGAUCCAAAGCGAUAAUGACCCCAUUUGCGAUCGCUUUUUUGUCAAGCAGACUCUGCCAAACAAAGCCGGUCCUUUUAUCGAAAAUAACACGGAGUUGAGUUCCAUGAGGAACCAGGCAUUGUUUUAUCUGGGUGUACUUUUGAUCGAGUUGGCCUUUGGCAAAUCAUUUGAGCUGCUGCGAAGUGAACGGGACAGGUCAAGUACCGGUUCUCAAUUCUUCACAGACUACAGAACCGCGAAACGUUUGGUAGAUCAAGUCAAGAGCUUCAUAGGGCCAAGUUACGGAAGUGCAGUGUCAAGGUGUAUUGAUGGAGAGUUCCACGGACGAGGAGUAGGUCUUGAAGAUCAAGAUCUUUCUCACGAUGUAUACGCUGGAGUCGUGGCGCUGCUGGAGAAGGAAUUGGAAGGCUGA